AUGGAAAAUGUUUAAAAUUUAAGUAAUCUUCGCAUAUUACAUGAAUAAGAUCAUGGAAAUGCAGAUUAAUAAAAAUAAUUUUCAUAAGCCACAGUGAUAUUGAGCAGACAGCCAACAGAUUGUGAAAGAAUAUACUUAGAUUCCUGUAAAAGUCAUAGUGGUACAGAUAAUUAUAUAAACGAUAAUAAAGUGGUAAAUAUCUUAACUGAAAAUGAGAAUAUAGCAAAGUAAGAUUUUAAUCCUGAGUUGAUAUAAAAAAUGAAGUUAAUCCAAGCUAAUAGUGAUGAAAGAAAUUAAGAGAUCGUAAUUUAAUAAGAAUCAAUUACCAAAAAGCUCGAUAAAAGUAACUAAAAUACCAUAGUUGAUUAGUAAAGAGCAAAUCAAGUGGAUAACAAUAAAAUUUUAGAAUAAAUAAACUUAAAAUCUUUUCGUAUUAAUGAAGAAACAGAGUCUAACUUAAGGUAAAAGGAAUAACCAAAAGAGUCCUCUCAUUUUCAAUAUUUGUUAGAGUAAUUAAAUAAUCAAAAAUAUGUUAGUUUUAUGGUUACUAAAGUAGAAUCUUAAAAAAUGAUUAAAUCAGAAAGCAAAUCUUAACCUGAAAAUAAUGAGCCAAUCCCAGAAUAAUACUGGUAGGCUUUCUAAAAAAUGAUUGAUUAAGAUGAAAUAUUUGGAAAAAAAUAUGUAGAAAAGACAUAAAAAUUAACUUACUUAAGAUUAAAGGUAAUAAAUAAUACAAAUCUUUAAGAGUAGUUAAGAUAAGUAGAAAUAGGUUUAUUAUUAGUAGAAAAAUGUUUUAGUUAGAUUUAAUAUGAAGUUGAAGAUAAAAUCAAUUUUAUAGGAAAGUUUAAUUACCAGAUAAUAUAAACUAAGAAUGAAAAUGAUAUAGUAGAUAAUCAUCUCUUCUUCUCAGUUUUAAAUGAAGAAGAUAUUAAUGAGAGUAAUGGUAGAUAUGAGACAAGGAAUGAAGUUUUUAAAAAUAAUAAUAUUUUGAUACUUGAGCCUGAUAUUAAUUUACCAGCAUCAUUAAUUGCUAAGUCAGAAAAGUGCUAUAGAAGUUCUUUAAUUAAAAUGAAAUUUAAAGCAAAUGAAUCUGCAAGCUGGCCAUUACUAAAAUGUUUUAUGUUACGUGAUUUGUUUUAGCAUUUAAUAUCUAUGGUUAGUUAGAAUGAAAUAUAAAAAAAUACAUUUUAAAACCCUGAUUAUGAAUUUUUAGAUGGCUUGGUGAAUAAAAUUCAUACUAAAUAUUUAGAGAAUCUUUUCUUGAUAGAUAAGAAAUUAGAUUAAAUAAAAGAAGAAAUUAUUUUUGAAUUAAUAAAAAUGCUACAGUUUUUUGGAAAGUAUUUUAAUGGAUCGGAUAGAUAAAUUUAUAAAACUAAGUUUAGCUAGAGAGGAAUUAAGAUGCUUAAUUUAGCUGAAAAUUAAAUGUUUGUUAAUAAUGAUAUUUUAGGGAUAAAUGGAUAUAUUGAUUAUGUUUUCAGUUGCGAAGUUGAAGAUUAUUUAGAUAGAAGUUAACCAAAGUAGACUCUCUAGUUCCCAUUUGAAGUAAAAACAGGGAAAAACAUUGAAGGCUAUUAUGAAUAAAAUCUACUUUACUGCCUUCUACUUAACUACAAAUUAGAAAGUAAUCAAAACUUAGAGGGGUUUUUAUUCUAAUUAGCUGAAGAUUAGGAUUAAUUAAAAUCAAUAUGUCCUACUAAAUAAUUAGCAUCUUCAAUAUUUAAUAUCAGAAAUAAAGUAGCUAAACUCACUAAAACUAUGAAUACUUCUGGGAAAGUACCUUAAAAUGAACUAAAAUCUGAAAAUACUUGCAAAAGAUGUUAUGAAAGAGAAGCUUGCUAUGCUAGUAAAGUUGCAGAUGGUUUAGAUAAUUUAAAAGAUAUUGAAGAUGUAGUUAUAGAUAAGUAGUUAGAAGAUCACAGCUAUUCUAUAUUUUAAGAAAGUUUAUCAAAAAAAUCAAAGCUCUAUCUUAAAAAAUGGUUAGAUCUUAUAGAAAUGGAAUAGUAAUUUGAUUCUGAGAUCAAAUAUACUAAUUUAAAAAAUCUACAAUAUUAAACAGAUAAUGAUUUAUUAUUUGUGACUGAAAAUUUUGAUCAAUUUUUCAUACCUUAAGUUGAGUAACUCUAAAAGAAAAAUUCUAACUUAGAUGUAAAGAAGAGUGAAAAUAACAAUAAAUUAACAUUUUAAUUUGUAGAAAAAAAAGAAAAUUGUUUAAACUAGGAUAUUGAAGCAUAGAAAGACUAUGAAUGUGUUAUUCAUUUAAAAAAAAUAUUCCCAUAAGAUAAAAAAGUAUUAGCUAUAAGUGAUUUGUAUAAAGAAGGAGAAAGUUUUGCACUUUUCUAAAAUGAUAUUAAAUGUAGAUUCUUUGCUGUUUUAGAAGAAAAGGUAGUAGAAGAGUAGAAUAAUUCUAUCAUUUUAAAACUCAAAAGCAAUUAGGAAUAAGUCAACUUUGAUUAAAAAAGGGUUGAAAAAAUCUUAUAAAAUAAAACUGGCAACAGCUUAUUAUGGAGUGUAGAACUAAAUGACUUAGAAUAUUAUUCAGUUCAAAGAUAAAACGUUUUAAAUUUAAUUCUAAAUAGAUUAAUUAAUUAAAAUAAAAGAUAUAAAAAAUUAUUAUUUUAGACUGAAAAAUUUAAGUAGAAAAACAAAGAAUUAAUAAAAGUAAUCAUAGGCAAUACUCCUCCUAAAUUUCAAAAUAAUCAAUUUUCUGAAGACAGAAUAUUAAGUAUAUUAGAUAACUAUCCAAACCUCCUUAUAAAUGAAGAUUAAUAAGAUUCAGUUAGGAAAGUUCUAAAAAGUGAAUCGCUAACAUGUAUAUAAGGUAUGCCAGGAACUGGAAAGACAUAUUUAAUAGUCCAUUUAAUAAAAAUACUAACUAAUUAAAAUAAGACUCUCUUGAUCACAAGUUAUACAAAUUCUGCGCUUGAUAAUAUUAUUGUCAAGCUUUUGGAUUUGUUUCCAGAAUUGUCAAAUAUGAGCUUAAGAAUAGGCUCGAAUAAAAAUUUAGUUCAUUCAAUUGCAUAAGGCAUAUUAUUUGAUCCUUCAUCUUUUACUAAUGAAAAACAUUUUGCUGAUUAGAUGAAAAACAAAAAAAUUUUCUUUGCAACAAUUAUCGGCUCAAACAAUAAAUUACUCUAAAGUAGUAAGAUUUCAUUUGACUAUUGCAUCAUAGAUGAAGCCUCCUAAUGUGUAGAGCCACUUUGUUUAGGUCCUAUGCUUAUUUGCAAUAAAUCCAUUUUAAUUGGAGAUCAUUAAUAGUUAUAACCGAUAAUUAAAAAUGAAGAGGCUGGAAAAUUAGGAUAUUCUAUUAGCUUGUUUGAAAGAAUGUGCAACUAGUACCCAAGCUGCUACAUCAAGCUUAAAAAUUAGUUUAGAAUGAAUAAUAGUAUUAUGGAACUGUCUAAUAUUAUGGUAUAUCAAAAUCAACUUAAGGCAUUUGACAAUAAUAUUGGUAAUAGCCUGAUGUAAAUAAAUGAAGAUGAAUUAUAAAAGAUAAGAAACAAAUGCAUAAAUUAUUGCCUCCAACCUAGUAAUAAAGUUGUUUUUAUUGACACAAGCUUUUAUUAAAAUGAAAUCAUUGAAAAAGAUGAUUAAGAAAUAGUUUGCAAAUAGCCAAUUGAAGAAAAUAUAUUUUAAGUUAAACUUAUAUGUUUGUUAAUUAAGAGAUUAUAAGAUAUUAGCAUUCAAAAUAAGAACAUGGCUUUAGUAACACCUUACAACUUUUACAGAUAUCAGGUUUAAAAAAACCUAAAACUAAUGAAAAUUUAAUAAUAAGAUCUUUAGCUUUUUACUGUUGAUAAAAGCUAAGGAUAAGAAAGAGAUGUUAUCAUUUUGCACAUAACUGACAAAAUAGGAUGUGAUCACUUGUUAUCAAACUUUAGAAGGACAAACGUUGCUUUGACAAGAUCUAAAAUGAAAUUGAUUAUUGUUGGAAAUAAGAAUAUACUUAAAAAAAAUAAUAUAAUUGAUCAAUUGAUGACUAUUCUAUUAGAAAAGAAUUAUGUUUAUCAGCUAAAUUAGUUAGAAGUUAAAGAAAUAUUUAAUGAAUUUGUUAAAUUAUAAAAUGAUCUUAAUUGA
This is a messenger RNA of Tetrahymena thermophila SB210, 4074 nucleotides long. RefSeq names its product DNA replication factor DNA2. The record is from RefSeq and is a predicted model, not a curated record. The transcript is spliced from 13 exons. Gene Ontology annotation, molecular function: 5'-3' DNA helicase activity. Lineage: Eukaryota; Ciliophora; Oligohymenophorea; Hymenostomatida; Tetrahymenidae.